AACGUUCUUCCUAGACAGACUAAAAAAGCCAUGUAUUCUUUCAUUUCUCUCUAAAAGAAGAAAAAUAUAAUUUAAAAAUAUAUUGCAUAUUUUCUAAAACAAUAAAUUUAUAGUGUUAAUAUUCAUAGGGUCAAUCAAAAUGAAGCUUCUCCUUUGGGCCUGCAUUGUAUGUGUUGCUUUUGCAAGGAAGAGACGGUUCCCCUUCAUUGGUGAGGAUGACAAUGACGAUGGUCACCCACUUCAUCCAUCUCUGAAUAUUCCUUAUGGCAUACGGAAUUUACCACCUCCUCUUUAUUAUCCCCCAGUGAAUACAGUCCCCAGUUACCCUGGGAAUACUUACACUGACACAGGGUUACCUUCGUAUCCCUGGAUUCUAACUGCUCCUGGAUUCCCCUAUGUCUAUCACAUCCGUGGUUUUCCCUUAGCUACUCAGUUGAAUGUUCCUCCUCUCCCUUCUAGGGGUUUCCCGUUUGUCCCUCCUUCAAGGUUUUUUUCAGCAGCUGCAGCACCCGCUGCCCCACCUAUUGCAGCUGAGCCUGCUGCAGCUGCACCUCCUACAGCCACACCUGUAGCAGCUGAGCCUGCUGCAGGGGCCCCUGUUGCAGCUGAGCCUGCUGCAGAGGCACCUGUUGGAGCUGAGCCUGCUGCAGAGGCACCUGUUGCAGCUGAGCCUGCUGCAGAGGCACCUGUUGGAGUGGAGCCAGCUGCAGAGGAACCUUCACCAGCUGAGCCCGCUACAGCCAAGCCUGCUGCCCCAGAACCUCACCCUUCUCCCUCUCUUGAACAGGCAAAUCAGUGAAAUUCUCUAGAAGAGUACCAUGGGUUCAUUUCUAUACUGAUGCAGAAAUAAGUGAAAUCUACAAAAGUUUUCUUUCUUUUCCAAAGACUAUUUCAUUCUGUUGUAUUCAGAGUAUUCAUCUCACUACAUUGAUUUGUUUGUGGUAGUUUUUCCUUGGACUUAAUUCAUAUUGAAAAAACAUUGAUAAUUAAAUAAAUAAAAUAGAUAAUUUAGACCAAUGGUGAUAAGGUCUGGAUGAAAACUACGCUAUGGAGGACUGAAAUGGCAAUCAUUCAGCCUAGCCUGGAGUCUGAUUAUACAGCUACUAUAGGAUGAUGUUAGUAUUGGUUUUGAGUGCAAUAGGCUUUUUUCUAAACAAACAUAUUUUGUAGUCAAUGAAGUUUUUGUCACAAAACAGUAAAACAUCUGUGUUUAACCUAUGGUAAACAACAUGUUAAUGAACUAUGCUACCCAUGACUUAAUGGACAGUUCAAAUGUGACAUCUACAGUUUUUCAUUUCUCUUUUAUGCCAGCACACAAUCAAUUCAUCACCAAUUGUCAUUAGAUUUACUUCAAAAAAUAUACCCCCAAAUCCUAAUACUUCUAACCUUCUCCACUGCAUCUAGCCAACUCUAGCUAUUGUCAUCCCUAACAGAAAUGGAGGAAUAGCCUCUUUUUUUUUUUUUUUUUUUGAGACGAAGUCUCACACUGUUGCACGGCUGGAGUGCAAUGGUGCCAACUCAGCUCACUGCAACUUCCACCUCCCAGGUUCAAGUGAUUCUCCUGCCUCAGCCUCCUGAGUAGCCGGGAUUACAGGUGUGUGCCACCACGCCUGGCUAAUUUUUUGUAAUUUAGUACAGACAGGGGUUCACUAUGUUGGCCAGGAUGGUCUUGAUCUCCUGACCUCAUGAUCUGUCCGCCUCGGCCUCCCAAAGUGCUGGGAAUACAGGCGUGAGCCACCGUGCCCUGCCAGAAUAGCCUAUUAACCAGUCUACCUGCUUCCACUUUUCCUCCACCCUGAUCACAUACACACAUGCAUUAUCCACUGAGCAGUCACAAUCAGAUGUUAAAUCAAACAUUAUUCAGAUAAGAUCUCUGAAAAGCCUCUGAUACUUUCUUUUUUAACAUGGAAUAUAUUCUAAACACCUCUCCAAGGACACAAGACUUACCUUGUCUAACUAAUGACUUUUCUAACUUCAUUCCCUAUCAUUCUCCAUCUUGCCCCAUGCUCUUCGUGCAGCAGCUUUUCUUUUUUUUCCUUUUUCAAAUAUGUUGGUUUUGAUCUUAUCCAAGAACCUUUGCCCUGAUGUAUGAAUGACUAACUGCUUUUCUACUUCGGGGGUCUCAUAUAGAAAUCCUGCUUCUGAAUACUCUUCCCUGAGCACUCUAUCUAAAUAAAUCCCUCUUCUGCAACCCAGUGCUUUUUGUUCUAUUACUGACUUCUUUUCCUUGUAGAAGUUACUAUUACUGCUUUUUACCUUUUUAUUUAUUUGUGUAUUGUCUUUGUUGUUGCCCUCAUCUUAUCUCCACAAAAAUAUAUGCUCCAUAAAAACAGGCAUUUCUGUGUCUUAUUCAGCACUUUAUCAGGGCCUAUAACAAUGCCUGGGACAUAUUCAGUGACCAGUGAAUAUUUUUGGAAGGAAAGAAAAGAAGAAAGAAUUAAGUAACAAAUGAAGAAUGAAGGAAGAAAAAAUUUUUACAAACAUUCAACAUAUUUUUAUUUUGAAAUAAUUUUGUAUUUUUCCCUAUAUCCUACAUUGGAUCAGAAUAUUACUGUUAUGUAUAGCCAUGAGGACAUGGUCUCAAAAAAUGAGAAACUUUCUUAGACAGUAAAAUUGUUAACUUGAGAUGUUUGCUUCCAUCUUCUAGAGCCAAGUAGGAUCUAACUUUAAUUUGACUUAGCCAAUAAUCUGAAAUUAUCAUAGUAUCUGUCUUUCACAGAUACAUUCAAUAUUCACCUCUAAAUAUUUAAUGAUAAAUUUGUAAUCAUACAUGAUAGUCAAUUUUAAUGAUUAUGUUGUCAAAAUUCAGGCUUUUUGUAUGAAUUGAAGACUUAAAGAAGAAUUUGUAAAUAUGACUGUAUAAGAAACAACAGAAAGAUGAAGAUGAACCGAAAUAGAAAUAUCAAGAGGCUACAAAGUCUUAGCAAAUUAUAAUUGCUAAUGGGACAUUAUGUGGUGUUUAGUAUCACAUUUAGAACGUAGUCAUUUGUUAAGUUUUUCAUGGGGUAAAAGAAAGAACUUAUUCCAAGAAAAUUUUGGAAUUUUAAAAAUAGACAUGACAUCUUAUCAUGAGAAACAUUUACAGUUUUUGCUUUUACUACAAGAUACUGUGAAAUGUUCUGCUCUGUCAGUUGUGAAAGUAUGAAAUUUAAGUCUAUCACUACAAUAAUAUUUUGUUUUUAGUGUUCAUUUUUUUCCUCCUUGAGAUGAGUUAGAGUGAAAGGUAAACACUAACAUUUGAAUUGAGGUAAUUUCCACUGUGGAAAACAAACUGUUGUUAGUAAACAGGCAUCAGCUUUGAGACACAGAAAAGUCAUCCAAACCAGAAGAUUGGGAACUUCCUCAAUUACUUUGUCUUCCAUUUAUUGCAUUCAAUUAGUCAAAAAUGUUGUUAAUUAUACAUUUUAAAGACUAUUUUUGGUAAGGUCUAUGACACAUUCAAAAUACUACAUACAGGUUUGUAUUAUCAUAAAUAAUCCAAAAGAAAACAUACAUGUAACCACCACCAUCUGGAAAUUUCACACUAAAUUAUAAAACAUUUCCAUCACUGCAUGUAUUGUUUAAUGUCGCUUUAUGAAUCCACCUUCUUCCUUAUCUGUAGAGUUAAAAACUACUUAGUGGAUUAGGGUAAUUCAUUCUACUUUUAAAAAUGAUUUUUCCACCUCUAAUGUAUUCUAUAAAAUAAUAUUGUUCACUUUUGCCUAUUUUUGAGCUUUUUAUUGAAAAGAUUUUGAGUCAUAUCUUUUGAUCAAUAUUAAGAUACAUUUGCAGAGUUUUGUAUGUGUGUUUAUAUCCAUCUUACGUACCUCUUUACUGUAUAGUGUUCCCUUUAGCCACUGGAAAAUGAUAUAAUGUCAUUGCUUACAGAAGGUGUCUGAUUCUUAUUCAGUGCUACUUUCUACAGACAGGUAACUAUUCUCAUUUACGAUUAAGAAAUGUUCACACCUUCACACUGGUAUCAACUGCAACAACCACUAUACUUCUCCAGUGAUUGCCAGAUGGCCCACUAUACAUCCUUUCUUCUAUUUCUUUAUUUUGUGGCCAGAAAGUCAGGACCUCAAAGAGGUAUAAGUUUGUGUGUAUAAUUCCCUGGCUUUUUUCUAAAAUUUUAGUAUGCAUUUAUAUGGCCCUUACAAUAUAUAGAAGAGUUUUAUGAGUUUUAAAAAUGUAUAUAAACAAGACAUAUAAUAAAUGGUAUGUCAUUUUGCAACUUACUAUUUUUACUCAACAUUUAUAUUUCUGAGACUUUUCACAUUUUUGAAUGUAUUCAUAGUUUCACUUUAAUUGAUGUUUGCCAUGAAAGAUCAAAUAUAUCACAUUUUAUUUGACUAAAAAGUAAACUAUAUUUCCUACAUUAUGCUAUAGAACUUAUAGACUAAUUUAAGUUAAUUAUAGGCCUUAUCUCAGGCCUUUGCAAGUAGCCUGAAUAAAACUUUUCAUUAUUUAUAUUAUCACAUGCAUAUAUGUGUGUAUGUAUAUAUGUGUGCAUGUGCAUGCAUAGUAAAAAUCUUAACCCAAAACUGAAAUAAAAAAUUAUAAGAGAAAAUACUAUUUUCCACCAAUAUCACAAUGGAUAAUCUUUUUUAAAUGACUACAUAUGUCGAUAAGUUACAAAAUCCAUAUAUGAGUAUGACACCAAUAAGAACAUUUUCUCUAACCAUUUUGAAUACGAAUAACCAUGGAUUCUAAUAGCAAACAUUAUUAAAAUAUUAUUGAAAUAA
Molecule: messenger RNA, 4721 nt
Organism: Gorilla gorilla gorilla (western lowland gorilla)
Lineage: Eukaryota; Metazoa; Chordata; Mammalia; Primates; Hominidae
Gene: PRR27
Product: proline rich 27
Exons: 6
Coding region: 140-799 (219 amino acids)
Cellular component (GO): extracellular exosome
Source: RefSeq, a predicted model, not a curated record